Molecule: messenger RNA, 7264 nt
Organism: Gadus morhua (Atlantic cod)
Lineage: Eukaryota; Metazoa; Chordata; Actinopteri; Gadiformes; Gadidae
Product: transcription regulator protein BACH2
Exons: 5
Coding region: 708-3575 (955 amino acids)
Biological process (GO): regulation of transcription by RNA polymerase II
Molecular function (GO): RNA polymerase II cis-regulatory region sequence-specific DNA binding; DNA-binding transcription factor activity, RNA polymerase II-specific; protein binding
Source: RefSeq, a predicted model, not a curated record
ACUAAAUUCACAAACACACACACACGCAAUUAGCACACAAAAACACACUUAUCGCACGCAUGCAGAGACACACACAAGCACACGCUGAUUAUAGCGCAGCAAAGAGGGCCCUCCUGCCCCUAGCGAGGUUCCUGCAAGUGGCUGAUGUAACCGUUAACGGUGGCGGCGGUUGGAGGAGCCUUUUUUUGGCAGGAAGGCGACGGGGCCCGCCGAUGUUUGCGGAGGUUCCACCUGUCGUAUCAGAUUAAUGCGCUCUCGCGUUCAGCCCGCCGACCGCCACGGUGAGGGGGGAGAGACGGGGCUGUGUCUUUUGAAGUGAUGGGAUUAGAGGUGGUGUGUUGUGAGGGUCUCCGUGCGGGGGAUUACAGCACCCCGGGUGCUGCUAAACAAGCACUUUGCCAUGAUAUGCGGCAUGUUAAAAACACACGUACACACACACACACACACACACACACACACACACACACACAUGUGCACACAAGCCUCAUGGGUGCUCCUAUGUACCGGGGAUAGACACGCUGGGGGUUUUAAGAAAGCAAAUGGAUUGUUGUCUUGCGACGCAACUUCUGCUUAAUUAAUGAUUAAUAGUCGGGCUCUGGUGAUGCAGACGAACCAGGGGCUGUUGAAGUGUUGAAAAUGAUCCGUUUACAUAAUAGACCUUAAAUAUGGCUGUUUUACAAAGCAAAUGAAUAGCGUAAUGCUGUGGGAUGAUAAUGUACAAGACAUUGAUGCAUUUCAUGUUGAAUACUCCAUGCAACACCGUGCCUUUCAUUGCUGCAUUAAACAGUGGCACAAGACAUUGGGUUCAAGCAGGAGGGAUGUCGGCCGGCGGCGAGGAGCGGGCCGGGGGGGGGGAGGACGAGGGGGACCCGGAGGGCGUGGCGCUGGCGGGGGGCGUGGCGGCGGCCGGGGGGUCGGCGGCGCCCGUCUACGUGUACGAGUCCAAGGUGCACUGCGCCAACGUGCUGCUGAGCCUGGAGGAGCAGCGGCGGCGCGGCAUCCUGUGCGACGUGACGGUGGUGGUGGAGGGCCGCGUGGAGAUCCGGGCGCACCGCGCCGUGCUGGCCGCCAGCAGCCGCUACUUCCUGCAGGCGCUGCUGGGCCGCGCCGGAGAGGCCGAGCCCAUCAUCAGCCUCCCCGAGAAGGUUACGGCUAAGGGCUUCGGUCCGCUGCUCCAGUUCGCCUACACGGCCAAGCUGGUGCUGAGCCGCGAGAACAUCGGCGAGGUUAUCCGCUGCGCCGAGGUGCUCGGCGUGCACAACCUGGAGGACUCCUGCUUCCGCUUCCUGCAGGCCCAGCUGCAGAACGACGGCGAGCAGCACAUCACCAACGGCCGAGCGGCGUACGACAGCGACGGCAACGGAGAGCCCGACGAAGACGACGACGACGACGGCGAUGUCGUCGCGACCGAAGAGCACUUCCUUUCCAAGGCCCCGGGGGUGAGGUCGACGGACGUCGCCGAGGAGACCGUUGAGUGGCAGCGCGAGCAGGGCCACGCCGCCAUCGACCUGCCGCGCUGCGCCAAAUACAGGAAGUACCAGUACCAGGACCCGCAGCAUCAGAACGGAGACGGCCAUCACGGCGACGCCGAUGGGGACCUAGUCAACCAUACCUCAGUGGGCUCUCGGAGCCCCAGGCCCUCUGACAACGGCACAGCUGCCCCUCCUCCUCCCCCCACUCCUCCUCCCCAUUCACAGGGGCACCUCCUCACCCCCUCCAGGAUCAAAGAGGAGCCCUUUGUGUUUGAGGGGGAGGGGGAGGGGGGCGGCAGUAGCUGCCCUCCGGAGUCCUGCGCUGAGGAGGAGGUGCUGGAGAUGGAGCUGGAGGUGGAGGGGGGCCCCGUGGCCUCGGAUCUGUCCCCCGGCGACAGCGGCAGUCUGCCCAGCUCCUGCCUGCGCUCCUACCUCCAGAGGGGAGGCCUGGAUCUCACGGGCGUUCCCAGCACAACCAUCCAGCAGCUGCUCUCCAGCAGACUGUCCCUGGAUCACUACCGGGAGCUCGCCCGGGAACGGGAGCGCGACAGGGAGUCGGCCCCCCAGAGCCACUGCCGCAGCGGGGACCUGAAGGUGACCUCGCUGGAGCCCGCCAACGGCUCCAAGGCCGAGGUGGAGCUGGACCGCCGUAGCGUCAUCUUCUCCUCGGCCGACGGCGAGCGUCUGGGAAGGCCAGGCCCCCACGCCUACUCCUCCUCGUCCGAGCGGAAGUUCACGGAGAAGGAGCUGCCGCCCGACCCCCCGAAGGCGCCGUGCGUCCCUUCCACCAAGCACUUCCCCUCGGCGCUCCUGUCCUCCUCUUCCUCCCCGUUCGGGGACCAGGCCUCCUCGGUCGCCCGGCCGCGCCCCGCCUCCACCGCCGCCCCGACCACCGCCGCCCCCACCAGCUGCCCCAUCGCCGUCCCGGUCCGGAUGGCCACCCGCUCGCCCUCCCACCCGGCCGCCGAGCCCCGGACACGCACCUCCAGCUCCUGCUCCUCCUUCUCCUACCUGGAGGACGGGGGCAGCGGGGGCUCCCCGUCCAGCCUGCCGCAGUACGACUUCUCCUCGUCCUCGCCGCGCUCGCGCUCGCGCUCGGGCUCGGGCUCGGUGUCGGGGCUGGCCCGCUGCCUGGCCGGGGGCGGCGAGGAGCAGGGCAACCACGCCGCCGAUGCCGUCUUCACUCAGGGUCGCGCCAAGAUCAAGCGCGAGCACAGCGGCUACGGGCCCAACGGGACCAACUCCAGCGACGAGUCGGGAUCCUUCUCCGAGGGCGACAGCGAGUGCGGCGUGCCCAGAGAGCCGGGGCCUGAGGUGAAGCUUCCCUUCCCGGUGGACCAGAUCACCAACCUGCCCCGCAACGACUUCCAGAUCCUGGUCAAGAUGCACAAGCUGAGCUCGGAGCAGCUGGAGUUCAUCCACGACGUGCGACGGCGCAGCAAGAACCGCAUCGCCGCCCAGCGCUGCCGCAAGAGGAAGCUCGACUGCAUCCAGAACCUGGAGGUGGAGAUCCGCAAGCUGGUCAAUGAGAAGGAGAAGCUACUGAGCGAGCGCAACCAGCUCAAGGUGUGCAUGGCCGACCUCUGGCAGAACCUCUCCUACCUCUCCCAGGAGGUGUGUCGGGACACCCAGGGCAGCCCAGACCAGGCCCACGACGACCCCGCCCUGGACUCCGCCUCCGCCGCGGGGGCUCUGUCGCGGGCCGCUUGGGCCAGCGCGGCCCCCACCAGCAUCGACCUCACAUCCAACCCCGGGUCGCCUUCCUCCGAAGCAGGUGGAAGGGGAGGAGGAGGGGGAGGAGGGGGAGGAGGAGGAGGGGGGGGGAAAGCAAGAAGAGGAGGGAGGAAGUCAAACGUGGCGGCGAGUGUGGAUCGGGCGCCGCUGGACGAGGAGCGACGGGGGCCCGGGAUGCAGGGGUACAGCUUGGGGCGGGAGGAGCGGGGGCCUCCUGCUGUCUCUCCUCCGCCCCCUUGUCCUCCCCCUUCAUCGCAGGAGGGCGGCUCCAGCGGGGAUGUAUGUAGCGCCACCGUGACGGUAGACUUCUGUCAGGAGAUGACGGAGAAGUGCACAACAGCCGAGCAGCAGGCACACAGUUGUGCUUAAAGAAAAAAGAAAUGGCCGCUGGCUAUCUACUUCUUAUUAUUUUCUCUUUGUUCUUUUACGUGUUUUCGAGUCUUUGAAUCUUUUACAUGUCUCUCUACCUUGAUAUUUGAAGUCCAAUUUGUAGUUGGUGUUAUUUUUGUUUUUUUGUAAUGAACAACACUAGAGUUGUCUUAUCAGCAAUACUGGUCACCAGGUAUCUCUUUUGGACUGGUUACAAUACCAUUACCACGGGCAGCUUUUUCUCUCUCGGGCCCUGUCCACAUGUUUGCAUCUUAUUUUGAAAAUACAAAACUCCAGUUCCUUCUAAUUUUUUAGAAAAUCUCUGCCCAAACGAGAAAGCAAAAGUGAUAGAAAAUGCGCAUAUUGGCCAGGCCAAUAGGUGGCGACUUUGUAUCCAAUAUAUAAGGUAAAUACCAAUUGAACAAGGACGCUCUGUGCAGAUGGUUUACUGCCAAAGCAAAUUGAGGUCAUGAUGUCACCGUUUAAAAAAGAAAUCGGUUUCACAUUGCAACUUUCAGCGGAAGACAGGCCAAAACAAAUAGCCAAUACUAUGUUUUCAGAAAUAUAAGUAGGUAAAAUAAGUAUGUUUUCAGAAAUAUAAGUAUAAUAAGUAAUAAGUACACUUGUGGAUGGGGCCUCACUCCUUCUCUCUCUUGCUGUCACUCUUCUUCUCUUUCUUUCUAUCUCGGCUCCCCACUUCUCUUUCGUGCGCCAGGGGAGGUUAAACUCAGGAAUUACUCAGAAUGUUCAGUAAUGUCUCCCUGCUAAUAUGUACACACAUUUUUACUUUAGAGUCCUGUCAUAACUUGUAACCACUAAGAACCACCAUAGUGUGGCUGUAAGUACUUAUUUACUUACGUACAGGAAAUAUUUUCCAGUGGCAUUAACAGGGUCUGUUUUAACCUAUGGUUCAAACACAACCCACUCCGGUUAUUUGCUUAAGAAAUGAAAUGACACACGUUUUGAAAUGAUGUCAGAACUGACACAGAUAUCAACAAUCAACAUUUAAGGAGUGAAACAGGACUUUAAAGUGAAAUGUUACCAAAGGUAUGAAUUUGUAAAAUUUGUACAUUUUAAUGAACUGGGUGGAAUGAGCUGUCAUUAUGCAAAGGUUUCAAAUUUUACUUUCUUCGGACUUCAAGUUCACAAUCGCCGCACUGAAGUGGACUUUUCUGCAUACCCUAUCUCCCCUUACAUUUAACUUCCCCAUAUCAGAGCGAUACAGUGAGGACACAUGUGUGCUACACAAGGAAAUGUUUCAAAUAAUUGGCAAAACACAAAGUAGGAGCACUAUCUGAGCACCUCCAAGAGGCCACGUUUAGCGUUCAAAAGCAGAGGAUCGAGGAAUGACCCCGGCACUUACAGGCGGACCUCAACAGAGAAACUUAAUCAGACCGUUUGUUUGAGCCAGUAAUUUAUUGUCUAUUGAAUCUAUGAGUGAGUUGUCCCUCCGUUUGGCUCUGGGAUCCACUGUUGAUGUUGUGUUGUACAUAGAAGUCAAAUUACCCCUACGGAAUAAGCAUUUGGUAUAUUUAUGUAGGACGUUUGCGCAAUUGAAAAUGUUUUACAUUUUCGUUUUUUUUGUUGUGGUUUUUUGAAUUCACGCAAAAUAUCAGAUCAUUCUCUUUUCAGCUUUCGAUUAAGUGCAUCUAAUGGUGCAUACUUACAAAUUACAAGCUUCAAGAAAACAAAAAGGAGACUAUAUCAUUGCAUUAUUGGUUGAGGGAGAUGCCAAAUUAUUUAGCUGUUAAGUCAAUUCCGAAGCACGUGGCAGGGUAGGCAAUGACAUGGAAAAUGUUGGCUGGACGUGUGUGUGUGGGGGGGGGGGGGGUUUGGCCCUGUACAUUUUUGCAUUUUACAACACCAUGGAGGGUUUUAGGAUCAGAACCUGUUUUAACAAAAGUCUAGAUCUAAAUUGUGAAUCUCCAAUGUUGUUCGGGGUCCCCUUUUUGGACCUUGAGGUUUUGGGGCCGUCCUCUGUAGAUUGGAUAUACGAUUGUGUUAUGGAUUAAAAGUAUACCCAUGGUAAAGACGUGACCAAUAGGUUAUUACAAAGACGGACCCAAAGUCAUGAAAUAAUCAACCAUUCCAGAGCAUGACAGUAAGGUUUAACUGAAGAUGAAACUAGCCACCACAAAUAAUCCAGAGAUUGUCAAAAAAAUAAAUCUAAACACGGACCGACCCUUAAGAAAACACUGAAGAACAGCUGAUGUUAGAUAGGCGAUGAUUCAUGUGAACAUGCUAAUUUAUUUAUUUGUACUUUGUUGUUUUUCAAAGGGGGGUUGUGUGUGGGGGGGAGGGUGGUAGUGUAAGGAAUAGGGUGGGAUGCGGGUGGUUUGGGGAUCUGGUAGAUACUAAAAUAUAGGCCACUACCUAUUUCCUAGCAUUGAUUCUGUGUUCGGUAAUGGUUGUUUUAAAAAAAACUUUUUAUUGUGUUUAAUCAUGGUUAUCUGCGACUAUUCGAAAGACGGAUGAGAUUAUGUCUUUGAUAUAUUAUGACUCACAAAUGUCCUUGUUAACUAAGUUAUACUUAGAGGGAUGAGAGUAUGUUUACAACAGUUGUUUUUUCUGCUUAUGCAUCUCAAGGCCAGCCCCUGAGAUGCAUUUUUAAUAGGAAAAUUACAGUUAAUUAGAUGAAUAUGUUGAAAUUAGAAUCAACCGACAAGUGCAGCUCAAACUUUUGCCUUAGCUGUUUUUGAACCCAAACUCAGAAAGCGGAAGAUUGCAUUCAAACAAAACUGUUAAAUAAUGCAAUGGCAACAAAAAAGCUAAAUAUCACAAGGGUACCCAUCCCUUUCAACAUCUAAGGAAGUCAGAAAACACAGUUGAUGGUCAAAUCUUUAGCUGAAAAGAGAAAUGUUUUAAUGUGUGUCCAAAAGAAAUUGAGAAAUUCUAAGUGAAUUUCAACCAAAUCCUCAUCUGCACAUUACAACUACAAUUUGCGUAACAAGAAGGCCUUGUUUGAAACUUCUAAUUUGACAGUUAGAAAAGGUUUUAUAAUGUGUUACAUUUGCUGGGUAUUGCCAAUUUGGCUGCUAAGGGUCUAUAAGUUAACUAUUGUUAAUGAAAGCAAUAACUUACUCAAUGAUUCAGGCUUGUUAAAAUAAUCAACGUUUUGAAUUAUACGUCAUGAAUUUAUAACAGCAUAGCACUAAAGCCUAAACUUGAUUAUUGGACGUGAUUAUUGUGACUACUUGUGUUGGAAGGGGGUACUCCAGAGGAUAGGAAGUGCAGCUUUGCUUGAAUCCUAGGUUGUGUUUUCUCAGACCUCAUCAAAACAGACUGGACUCCUUGACACUUAUCUACCUGGACAAUUCAGCAUACCUCUUCUUUUAGGUAAGGACUGUAACCAUAGAUAUGUAGGCAGUUUACCUUUUUUUUUUUUUUUCAUAACUUUUUACAGUGGUUAUAUCAUUGUAUUUGUAGAUUUUGGUGAGACAUUUUUUUACGUGUAUUUACAACAUGACUGUUACUAGCAGAAACAACCUCAUCUAGCCCUCUCCCAUUUUUUCUUAUUGAUGAAUGUUGAACUUUUGAAAUUUGCCUGUUCUUUUUUUGUUCUUUUGUAAAUAUUGUGUAACAUGUCGUGUUUUGAUUAUUUGAUAUGCAAAUGUUUUGAACGAAAAACAGCUCUUUUGUCUAGGCAUUUUGUGUUCAGAAUAAAACAAAAAGCAUGAGACAAUUUCAAA